This is a messenger RNA of Papilio polytes (common Mormon), 858 nucleotides long. RefSeq names its product NADH dehydrogenase [ubiquinone] flavoprotein 2, mitochondrial-like. Bases 84 to 818 code for a protein of 244 amino acids. Gene Ontology annotation, molecular function: NADH dehydrogenase activity. NCBI's taxonomy places the organism in Eukaryota, Metazoa, Arthropoda, Insecta, Lepidoptera, Papilionidae. The transcript is spliced from 6 exons. The record is from RefSeq and is a predicted model, not a curated record. Gene Ontology annotation, biological process: mitochondrial electron transport, NADH to ubiquinone.
UGACAAAAUCUGUCAUUUAUAGCUGUCGAUUUGGGCGUAACAUUUUUUAACACAGUUCACAAAACUAUAAAAGUAUUUCCGAAAUGUUAAUGUUAUACAAAUUAAGAUCUGCACUUAAUCUGCGAUGUCUACUAAGAAACGUCUCAACUUCAAAGCAGCUCCGCAGCGAGGAGCUUGUUGUGCAUAGAGACAGUCCCGAAAACAAUCCGAAAACCCCUUUCGAAUUUAGUGAAGCCAAUUUAAAUCGCUUAUGUGCAAUGAUCCAAAAUUAUCCGGAAGGGGCGCAGCGGUCGGCGUUAGGAGCUGCAUUAGAUUUGGUUCAAAGACAAAUUGGCUGGAUCCCGAUAUCAGCUAUGCAUAAAGUAGCAGAGAUUCUAUCAAUACCACGAAUGAGAGUUUAUGAAUUUGCAACUUUCUAUACGAUGUGUAAGAGGCGCGAUAGAGGAAAAUUUAACGUUAAAGUUUGCGUAACUACACCAUGUAUGAUUCGCGGAUCAGACGUUAUCUUGCAAGCUGUAGAGGUGGCUACGAAAUGUAAAACUGGUGAAAUGUCUAAAGACGGUGUUUUUGGAGUAGACACUGUCCAGUGUCAAGGAGCAUGUGCUAAUGCUCCAGUAAUGGUGGUCAACGAUGAUUAUUACGAAGAUUUAACUUUAGAAAAUGUUUAUGAUAUAAUUAAUAUGCUUAAAGCCGGAUGUAUACCGCCACAAGGUCCUCAGAGCGGAAGAUUCUGUGCUGAGCCGUGUUGUGGUCAAGCAACCUUAUUGGAACCACCGCCUAUGCCUGGAUUUAAGUUACAACCUGCCCUUUUGAAAUAAUAUAAUUUAGGUUGUUUUUAAUGAAAGGAAUUAUUUUUAA